AUGUUCCAAAAGGUUUCAGACAAGUUCCACAGAAAGCAACAGUCCUCUGCUUCCAACAAGUCGAACCCUUCCUCUCCGUCAGCCUCCUCAAGAUCCGUACCGACCACGGUAUCAUCGUCAUCAGCGGCACCAGCACCUCUCGCCCCUCCGGUAGAUGCAAAACCGACCCAUACCCCAAUGGAGGGUAUAGAAGGCGGACCCAUACCCGAGAAUCAGACACCCGUCUCGGAGAACCGUACGAUGAGCAUACAAAUGGCCGACGCGUCUGAGCCCCAGCCAUCUCUCAACCGAAAUGAUAGUGGAGCGGAUGAAGAAAGAAUAAGAGAAAAGGCAAGGGAGGCUCAGGAACAGGCUGCACAAGCCCAAGCCAACCUUCAGAUGGCUACCCAACAAGCUCGUGUUGCCGCGAUUAAUGCUGCUGCCACGCAAGCCGCGUUGGAAACGGUCUCAACUACUCCUCAAGACAAUCCGGCACCUGCUACCACCACUCAGCCUCAACGGAAGACAGCAGGAAGAUACGCGCUAUCGGACUUUUACAUUGAGCGAACUCUCGGAACCGGCUCAUUUGGUCGUGUCCACCUCGUUCGCUCCAAACACAAUGGCCGAUUUUACGCGGUCAAAGUGCUGAACAAGGAAAAGGUCAUCAAAAUGAAGCAAGUCGAACACACCAACUCUGAAAGAGAGAUGCUGGUACGGGUCAGACAUCCCUUCCUCGUCAAUCUCUGGGGUACUUUCCAAGAUGUCAACAACCUCUACAUGGUCAUGGACUUUGUCGCUGGUGGAGAAUUGUUCAGUCUGCUCCGAAAAAGUCAACGUUUCCCUAAUUCAGUAGCCAAGUUCUACGCCGCGGAGGUCGCCCUAGCUUUGGAUUACCUUCACUCCCUCGACAUCAUCUACCGGGAUCUCAAACCUGAAAAUCUACUUCUGGGUGCCGAUGGUCACGUCAAAGUGACUGAUUUCGGUUUCGCCAAGCACGUUCCGGAUAUUACGUGGACCUUGUGUGGAACUCCUGAUUAUCGUUACAACAAAAGUGUCGAUUGGUAUGCUCUGGGCGUUUUGAUCUUUGAAAUGCUUGCCGGUUAUCCACCCUUCUUCACCGAAGAUGUCCGAUACCCUUCCUACUUCGACCCCCUCGCGAAAGAAUUACUCAAGAAUUUGUUGGUCGGAGAUUUGACCAAACGUUACGGUAACUUGCGAGCAGGUUCAUCAGAUAUCUUCGCCCAUGGUUGGUUCGCCGAGGUCGACUGGGACAAGCUUUAUCGAAGGGAGAUUCCUGCACCGUAUGUGCCCAAAAUCGAAGGGGAGGGAGAUGCGAGUCAAUUCGAUCGAUACCAAGAGGCAGAUGUCAGUGCAUACGGUAAAGCAGGAACAGGUCCAUAUGACCACUUUUUCACCGAUUUCUAG
Messenger RNA from Kwoniella mangroviensis CBS 8507, 1404 nucleotides. RefSeq lists its product as uncharacterized. Gene Ontology annotation, molecular function: ATP binding; protein serine/threonine kinase activity. The transcript has 8 exons. Gene Ontology annotation, cellular component: nucleus. NCBI's taxonomy places the organism in Eukaryota, Fungi, Basidiomycota, Tremellomycetes, Tremellales, Cryptococcaceae. The coding region runs from base 1 to 1404 and encodes 467 amino acids. The record is from RefSeq and is a predicted model, not a curated record. Gene Ontology annotation, biological process: protein phosphorylation.